Messenger RNA from Daldinia loculata, 955 nucleotides. RefSeq lists its product as uncharacterized. Lineage: Eukaryota; Fungi; Ascomycota; Sordariomycetes; Xylariales; Hypoxylaceae. The coding region runs from base 101 to 664 and encodes 187 amino acids. The record is from RefSeq and is a predicted model, not a curated record. The transcript has a single exon.
CUUGUUUUAAGUUGCCCAACUUCCUUGUAGCAUAGAGCAAAGAACAAGACGAGGAAUUUCCCAGCUAUUUCUUUUUCGCAUAAACCUUAAUCAACCUACAAUGGUCAUAUUUAGCAUCCCCCGCUUCAUCUUCCAAAUGGCCGUGGGUUGGCUUGCGGGCGAUUUUCCGCCUGAUAUUAACCAUUUUCGAAAUGCAAUGAUGGAAAAAAGCGCUACAGAGGCCGAUUUCUAUUGUGGAUGCAGCCCAUACUUGCCCAAUCCAGGUCCAACAGGGCCAUGGCCCGGUCACACAUACAAAAUUCGAGACCCGAAGACCGAGCGACAGAUUACGCUCGUCAACGGGGAGCUCAAGCUAGAAAAAGACAUGGGCGAACAAGGGGGAUAUCACUGGCUAUGCAUAGAAACGGAUGGGUACCUGGGAUUUCGCAACCCCAGUAAUAACGUGCACAUAGGCCAUAACAACUGGGGUCAGUUUGUCGCCCGGGAGUAUCACCACUGGGCGUGGGAAUUCUUUAACACGAGAGCACAUCCGGAUGGGGGCCAACUAUUGUUAACAGUUCAUGGCAACUCAAUGCGAAAAAUGGCAGUUGAGAAGGGCACAUAUAGGCUGGUGGAGACUAAGGGUGACGGCACGGCGUGGGAGUUUGUGGAGGUGCCUACUUGAAGUGAUUAUGAAUGCACAUGGGGUUAAUACUAUGGGUUGAACUUCCUAUCUAUCGUUGAGUAUAGAUAUAGAAGUGAUGCGAUGAUUGUACGUUGAGGGAUCUUUGUAUCAGAACAGAAAGCACGGCUUUGAAUCACGAUGAAUAAAUAUGCUUACGAACAGUUAUAAGAGUAGUGCAUUCUUCUACAAUAGCAAGAAUUUGCCUGCUUAGUAUACAAGACACAAUUGGAAGUAUCGUGUUAAGCUGCCAUGGCCUUGGCUUUCUAGGGAGUCAUUGUCUCAUAAUGUAAG